CCUUCAUUUGUAUCACAAGCGCCAUUAUCAUGCUUCGAUUAUCAUAGAGUCAUUCCCAGAUUAUUAAUUUAAUAUAUUGUUGCACAAAUUGAGAAAGUCAAGACAAAAUGAGCGAUUUGUCAGAAAUAUCAGAUGAUGAAUCAGGAACGCAAGUCCAGAAUCAACGACAGGAGAAGGGUAUCAAGAGAAGCAGAGCAGAACUACCAAACUUUGAUAGUGAGGAGGACGAUGAUCUUCAACACGAUGGUCUGGCUGACAGUAUAAGUUCAACAGAUGACAUCCAACCGCCUCCUUUCAGACAGUCUUCAGGGAAUACUCGACACUUGUCAGUUAACCAAGUUUUAAAUCAAAUUGAAGAUGAGGAUAAUGCCAGUGAUGAUGACAGUACAAGUAUGGAAACUGCUCCAUAUACAUGUAGUUCCACCCCAGCUAGGCAGACAGUCACAGCAGCAGUGCAUAGAGCUGAUUUAACACCUCCAGUUCAAACAGCCCGCAGGUGUCAAGAACCAGUUGCAAGAAUGCUCAACCGGCCUGCAUCAUCAUCACACAGUGCAACUACACCAAGUACGAGACACUCUGUUAACACAUCCACACCAUCACCAAACAUGACAAAAGGAACAUCAAGUACACAACAACUCUUGCUGAAAGUAUUAGAAAAUCAGCAAGAGAUUCUUAAAAGAAUAAAGACCAUUGAAAUGGAAAUAAAGAUUAAAAAAACAACUGAAAAGCCAGUUGAUAUUAAAGUGCCAAAUGGAAUGAAGAAUGCUGUUAAAGUUGGGUAUAAAGAAGGUGUACGGCAAGGUUUGAAAUGGCAGUUUGAAGGAAAACGGGUAAAUGAUGCUGACAACAGGGAGAUGUCUGAUUACAUUAUCAAUUUUGUUAAAGGUUGGAACUCAGCCUAUUCAGACCAGACUGUAAUUAAUUGUGCCUUGUCAAGAUACUUUUUGACAAAGAGACAAGAGGAGACAGCCAUAAAGAAAGACAGAUUAGACGGAGAGAAGAAAAGGAGAGCAGCAUAUGAAAGGAAAAAGGAGAAAGCAAAACGGAGACUAUGUGCUUUAGACAAAAUGGAGCUAGGUAUGAACAAGAAGGCAAAAAUAAUGGAAGUCAUGAAGCCCGCUUACAUGUCUUCAGAUGAGGAGAAUGGCCAGGAUGGGUUCAUAACUCAUCAACCAUCCUGGCAGUCCAGUAAAUUCAAGGACUACAAGGCAAAACUUGACAUUGCGUACAAAAAUGUGUGUUCAAAGGCCAGUUUAAGGCUUUUACAGAAAAGGACAAUUGGCAAUCAAAGCCAAAAGGAUGUGCCUCAGUUGCCUGAAAAUUGCCAGUGGAUUGUCCAAGAUACGGAGCCACAGAGUAUUGGGAAUUAA
Messenger RNA from Mytilus trossulus (common blue mussel), 1370 nucleotides. RefSeq lists its product as uncharacterized. The record is from RefSeq and is a predicted model, not a curated record. NCBI's taxonomy places the organism in Eukaryota, Metazoa, Mollusca, Bivalvia, Mytilida, Mytilidae. The coding region runs from base 108 to 1370 and encodes 420 amino acids. The transcript has 7 exons.